Paraglomus occultum is the source of this 260-nucleotide messenger RNA. The record is from the annotation of a GenBank genome assembly. Lineage: Eukaryota; Fungi; Glomeromycota; Glomeromycetes; Paraglomerales; Paraglomeraceae.
AUGUCUUCAGUUGGUUCAGAUGAUAUGAAAGGAGUAGUGGAAGUAGUGAGCAGCAGCAGAUUCCCAUGGGCUCAGUCUCUUUUGUUUGUGGCGGCAAACUCUUGCAACUUGGGUUGGGAUUAUAUUUUGCGGGCGGCGGACUCGUCCUCUAUUACUUUCUUAUUGCUCGAUCCCACCAGGACUGUGCGGUGUGGGUUGGAUGUUCUUCCGCGAGGGCUCUGUAUAUUUUCUUUCCUUUGUCUUCUUCACAUACUCGCGCA